This is a messenger RNA of Saitoella complicata NRRL Y-17804, 333 nucleotides long. RefSeq lists its product as uncharacterized. The coding region runs from base 1 to 333 and encodes 110 amino acids. The transcript is spliced from 4 exons. Lineage: Eukaryota; Fungi; Ascomycota; Saitoellomycetes; Saitoellales; Saitoellaceae. The record is from RefSeq and is a predicted model, not a curated record. Gene Ontology annotation, cellular component: cytoplasm.
AUGUCUGAAGGCAAUGUGAUCCGUGGCCACAAGGCCAACCUCUCCAAUAAAAGUACCAGUGACGAAUCCAAGGAGAAUUCCUUGAAGUACCUCCAAGAACACGACCCCGAAGAAUACCCUCCUGACGAAGGUUCCGGUCAGCAAAGUCACCCCCGUCAAACCUCAGGCUCGAGUACGGGGAGUGCAUCCCAGAAUGUGGAGAGUGUCACGCACGGCAAGGAUGCCGGAAACGUUAUGAGGGGUUUGAAGGCGACUAUUUCGAACCCCAAUGUCAGCGAGGAGGCCAAAGAGCGUGCUCAUGAGAAGCUGGACGUUCUUGAAGGAGCCGAGUGA